Sugiyamaella lignohabitans is the source of this 2457-nucleotide messenger RNA. RefSeq names its product mismatch repair ATPase MSH1 (gene MSH1). The transcript has a single exon. Gene Ontology annotation, biological process: mismatch repair. The record is from RefSeq and is a predicted model, not a curated record. Gene Ontology annotation, molecular function: ATP binding; mismatched DNA binding; ATP-dependent DNA damage sensor activity. Gene Ontology annotation, cellular component: nucleus. Lineage: Eukaryota; Fungi; Ascomycota; Dipodascomycetes; Dipodascales; Trichomonascaceae. Bases 1 to 2457 code for a protein of 818 amino acids.
AUGAUGGUGGGAGAUUUGAAGAAAACCGUAGUCUUACUGGAUCAAGUUCCCACUGAAGUUGCUGCUGGUUCAACUGAAGCAGACAAAAGACCAGUUACACGAAUCAUUACAGCUGGUACUCUCGUGAGUGAAUCGUUCUUAAACUCUUCGGAGAACAGCUUUAUUGCUGCCAUUCAUUUUUCGAAUUCUCAUUUGGAAUCUAUUGAAACAGCUCCAGCCAAUUCUCCUGUAGGAGUGGCAUGGCUUGAUAUCUCAGUAGGCAGUUUUUAUUAUCAACUGACUACGGUGUCGGAAUUGAUGAAUGAAAUCGUUCGUAUUAACCCUAAAGAAGUUUUAUUGGACUCUGCUGCCAAAAAACUCAAUGUCGUUGGUGGGGACUGGGCCCCUCAACUAAGUGAAUUAUCCAACUUCAUGAUCACAUACAAGAAAUUCCCUUCAUCGACUAGUUUUGUGGACUAUAUGUCUCGGUUUAAUCAACCUCCAGCAGAAGUGCUAUACUCAGUCAAAGAUGCAGAUGAGAAGAGUAUAAGUGCAAUGUGUGUAUUACUUAAAUACAUGACAGAGAAUCUGCCUGGGUCAAUCAUCAAACUGAAAACCCCAGAGCACCAAACUACAUCAGAAUACAUGAAAAUCGAUAGCACGACAAGAAAGAGUUUAGAGUUAUUUGAGUCCACUCAGAAUAGUGAAUCAGUUCGGGGGACAUUGUACAACGUCAUUGAUCGAACGGUAACCCAAUCAGGAGCAAGGCUCUUACGAUCGUGGCUUUCUUCUCCAUUACUAUCAGUUGAGAAAAUAAAGACAAGACAAGAUUAUGUCGAAUACUUUCUGGAGCGUCCUACGCUCACUGCCAGAUUGAUACACAGCAUUGAAAAGCUAGAUGAUUGCCAAAGAACUGUUCAAAAAUUAGGAAUGCAAAAAUUUGACGUAAUGGACUUGGUAGCUGUAUCUAGGUCCAUCUCAACGAUAGCAGAUAUACACCGGCUAGUGACUGGGGAGAUUAAGGCAGCCGAAAAGGAUACGUCAAUUUCGAUUUUGAAAGAAUGGUACCAUAUUCUGGAUAAAAGACUGCCUGCCCUUCAGAAAUUGAGUAAAAGCAUAGACAAAAGUAUAAAUAUCGAAGUUCUUGAAGCCGAUUCCAACGACGAAGGUUUGGUGGAGGGAGAGCCAGGCUAUGGCGCAAUAUCACCAGAGCUAUUGGAGUUACAACGUGGCCGGAAAGCCAAGCGCGAGGCUGCGGAAUUCAGAUCAAUUCUCAAGCCCACGGCAAGUAAAAAACUUGAGAAACUGGAUUUGAUGCAGGGAGAGUACUUAUCAGAGAUGGAACAGUUAGACCAAAAGUUUAAAACUCUACAUGACAACUUAAAAGUCUCACUGAAAUGGGCUCCCCAGUAUGGUUACCAUGUUCACAUCUCAGGAACUGAAUCUAAAUUAGGAUCUAUUUCGAACUUAAUGAUUGAUGGCCAUCGAAUCAAACCUACAAAAAAAACAAUCGUCAUUCAAAAUGAAGAGUGGAUCCAAUUGGGCCUAAAGAAAGAUUACAUUCAAAGUAAAAGGGAAGCAGAGGAGCAGACUAUUUUGAAUAAACUGCGAGAAUCGGCUCUUCUUUUAGCAGAUUCACUGCGUGAAUGCUGCGUUGCUAUAGAUGAGAUGGAUGUGACGAGCUCGUUCUCGAUUUUAGCUCGAGAGCGAUCGCUUGUGAGGCCUACUAUAACAGAUGAUGAUGCAUUGUGUAUCACCAGUGGACGUCAUAUGACGGUGGAAGCUGGAUUAUACUCAACAGGAUCUCAGUUUGUGGCAAACGACUGUGACUUGGGAGGAAAAGAAAAUCCCGUAUGGAUGAUCACGGGUCCCAACAUGGGUGGAAAAAGUACAUUCAUUCGUCAAGUGGCUCUUAUUACUGUUCUUGCUCAAAUUGGAUGCUACGUCCCAGCAUCAUCAGCAACAAUAGGAAUUGUUGACAGGCUCUUUUGUAGAAUUGGAGCUGGGGAUGAUCUUUAUAGAGGAAGGAGUACGUUCAUGGUAGAGAUGUUAGAAACAGGCAACAUUCUGAAACACGCCACGAGUAGAUCAUUGGCUAUUUUGGAUGAAGUUGGAAGAGGAACUAGCGGUCGUGAUGGAUUGGCAGUUUCUUAUGCCACAAUUGCACAUUUACUUGACGUAAGCAAGUGCCGUUGUCUCUAUGCUACUCAUUUUGGCAUCGAGCUUGCCGAUUUGUUAGCGAAAAACAGCAAGGGUCAUAAUAUCAGCUUCUACCGCACUUCAAUUAGGUCUGAUUUUGAGGAACAAUUUGCUAAUGCGAAGAACGGUAUGGAUUUCUUGUUUGAUCACAAGUUGGAAAAAGGCAUUUCGCAGAACUCUCACGGUCUAAGGAUUGCGGCAUUGGCUGGCUUUCCGGCAUCCGCUCUGGCCGUUGCAAACUCAGUAUGGGAUGGUCUUGGUAAUCCUAAUAAUCAAUAA